AUCCCAAUAACAAAAAAACCUGACUUGAAUGAUCCUGUAUUAAGAGCGAAAUUGGCUAAAGGUAUGGGUCAUAAUUAUUACGGGGAGCCCGCAUGGCCCAAUGAUCUUUUAUAUAUUUUUCCGGUAGUAAUUCUAGGUACUAUUGCAUGUAACGUAGGGUUAGCGGUUCUAGAACCAUCAAUGAUUGGUGAACCGGCAGAUCCAUUUGCAACUCCUUUGGAAAUAUUACCCGAAUGGUAUUUCUUUCCCGUAUUUCAAAUACUUCGUACAGUACCCAAUAAAUUAUUGGGUGUUCUUUUAAUGGUUUCAGUACCUGCGGGAUUAUUAACAGUACCUUUUUUAGAGAAUGUUAAUAAAUUCCAAAAUCCAUUUCGUCGUCCAGUAGCGACAACCGUAUUUUUGAUUGGUACCGCAGUGGCCCUUUGGUUGGGUAUUGGUGCAACAUUACCUAUUGAUAAAUCCCUAACUUUAGGUCUUUUUUAA
Messenger RNA from Lactuca sativa (garden lettuce), 483 nucleotides. Lineage: Eukaryota; Viridiplantae; Streptophyta; Magnoliopsida; Asterales; Asteraceae. The record is from the annotation of a RefSeq genome assembly.